UCGGGGGCGGGGCCGGGGCUCGGGCCGGGGUGACAGCGCAGCCACCGCCCCGCGCGGCGCCGCCGCCGCCCCACCCGCAUGGAGGGCGGCGGGGAGGCGCUGCCCGCCGACCUGCGGGAGCUGGCCAGCAAGGUGGGACGGCGGCCGCCCGCCGGGCUCCUGCGGGGGCUGCGGGCCGAGACCGCCCCCGUACCGCCGGCGCCGCCGGCACCGCUGGCGCCACCGGCCCGCGGCGCCUGCCCGCCGCUCGCCGACAGCCUCCGGGCGCUCCGCGUCGAGCUGGCUUAUCUGCGAGCGGUCGAUGUGAAGAUCCUGCAGCAGCUGGUGGUGGUGAACGAGGGCAUCGAGGCGGUGAAGUGGCUGCUGGAGGAGAGGAGCACGUUGACCAGCCGCUGCAGCAGCCUGGCCAGCAGCCAGUACAGCCUGGUGGAGAGCCAGGCGGCCUCGCGGCGGGGCAGCUGGGACAGCCUGCAGGACCCCAACGACAGGCUGGACAGCAUCUCCGUCGGGAGCUACCUGGACACGUUGGCUGAUGACAUGGAUGAGUAUUCCCAAAACGCCACUGAAACCGCCGCUGCACCCGUGCCAGGCAGAGCCCUGGUCAGGGCGGAGCAGGAUUGGGUCAGGAUUGAUCCCGAGAGGGGUCUUGCAAAGCAAGAGAAGGGCAGAGCGGAGCACGAGUGGCCCCAUGUGGACCUCUCCCCACCUGGGCUGCCUCAGGAUCAUCGGUUUGCUAAGGAGCCCCAGGUGGCCAACGGUUAUUUGGGCCAGCAGCUGCCUUCUCUGGAACCAGGCAGAGACACCACAUUGCCAUCAGGGGCUGGGGAGAGGCUGGGGAAGGGGAACAUGGGUGGGAAGGCUCGGAAAGCUGAGUCUGACUUGGAGAACUGCAAACUCAACAGCAAACUGCACCUGGAGUACGAUGCCCACUGGCGCUGGCUCCAGUCUCAGGAUGAUGUGACAUUCUUGUAGCCCAUGGCUUUGCCUUCCCAGUCCAGCUCUCCUGCCUGUCCUCUCCGCUUCACUUGUCUCUGCUUGGGAGAGUUGGGGUGGCUGGGGAGGGGGGACGGGCUGGCUUGAUGGUGUCACCUCCCUCAGUGUUUGGUGAUGCAGCCCUAAGGAACAGGGUGCUCUCCCCGUGGUGAAUUUCUGGGAGAGGCAGGAUGAGGUGGGUCCCCAUAAAUUUAAUCCUUUGCUCUGGGGUGGUGCUUUCAGGUGGCUGGUCACCCUGCUGUUGUCCUCAAUGCUGGUGGUGGGGAAGGGCUGGUGUGGAAACCUGGGACAGUGGGACUCCUGGGACCUCUCCCUGGUUCCAACUCUGCUCUCUAAUCUUCAGCUUCCCAUUUGCAAAAACUGGGGACCUUUCCCCAAAUCGUCUGCCCAGGGAAGUCAGGAGAUCCUCCCAUGCAUCCACAGCUGGGUGGCACCAGUGUGCUCGGUGCAAGGUGUGGGGCAGGACCAUCAGCAGGGCAACCCUGUUGGAUGUGCUCAUUUCCAUCACCUUCUUCAAGGCCAGUGUCCAUCCAGGGCAGAACUGACCUGGGGCACCUGGGGUUUGGCCUCAGCACAUGGUGGAUGCCAAAACGCCAUCUCUAGUGGGUGAAGCCCCACCUGGUUUAGAUGCCUCUGUGAAGCUGAGCUGAAGCAUGAUCAGGAUGGUCACUUUAGCUGCUCCUGUUGGGCUGAGGAGCCUUUGUCCGUGCCCUGCAGAGGAAGGAUGGCGGUGCAGAAUUCCCUUCCCCAUGUGAUUAGGAGAAGGGCAAAACACCGUGUGGGAGAUGGAGAUCCAGCUCUCCCAGUUUAUUUCUGGACUAUGUCCCACUUCGGGACCAGGUCCUGCAGAACCACAGGACGUGGCAGCGUACAGGCAGCCUGGCAGAGCCUGUGGGGCUCAGGCUCGGAAAGGCUUGUGCUUUCCCCUGAUGCAGCAGGAUGGGGGUGAUGGCCGGGAUUCCCCAUUUGUGUCAUGAAUGGUGCCAGGUCUCUGCCCCCUACCAGCAACACGAGGCUCCUCUGCCGGGGUGGAUUUGCAGCAGCCUUGCCCUGUAGACGUCUUCUCUGUCCUUUUAGCCUUGGCUUCUGCCUGUGCCUUUUGCUGUCCCCCACCAUGCACACCCGUUGCCCCUUGCUGGCUUCAGAGCAUGGCUUGCAGCUGGAGCCAUGUGCGAGCUGCAGCAGGACCUGCUGCCUUCACCAGGUGUUGCAGGGAAGGACCUGGGUGUCCUGUGUAUAUCUUUAUGUGUAUGUCCAACCCCCUGCUUCAAGGAGAGGGGCUCUUCCACACAUUUGGACAAGCCCGGAGUGUUCUGGCUUCACAAUGUGUGGGUGCAUUUGUCUCUGGCUGAGUGCUGUGGUGGCUUUUCUCUCACCAUGGUGCCAUUGUUCCCCUGCCUGCAUGGGUUGCAGCCUGGCUUAUUUCUUUGUUGGGGCGGUGGGAGUGGGGACAGCAUCUCGUGAUAUCGAUGGGAAGCCAAGCAAGAGGGAAGACCUGGCUCUAACUCUUUCUAGAUGUGAGAUUUGAGCUGGCUGUGGUUAGGAAGGUGAUCGGAUGCACGAGAGGUUCAGGUUUGUACCUCUGAACCAGCACCUUCAGUGGAAACUACCCUCCAUGCUGAGACCCCUGAGCACCCUUCCUUCCCCUGCAGAUCCUCAGGGCUUCCCUGGAUGGACAUGGAGAGCAGGACAAUGUCCAAAAUUCCCCAAGAUGGCACCUGUCAAGGACUUGGGGGAAUCCCAGGAAAACGGGACCGGCCUGCCCUAUGUGAGCAUCCCAUCUGCCUGCUGCAGAGCAGACGUGCUUGGCUUGCUGUUGCCUGUGGGCAGCUAAUGGCUUCCUGCUUAGCUCCAGUGCUGCUGAGCCACCAUGUCUCCUGAGGGUGGCUGUCCCCUGCUUUCCUUCUAGCCCUGCAUGUGAUGCAUCAGCUGAGGAUCCCGGGGGGAGACGGGAUAAGUCCUCCAACUCUGUUAAAAUCAUUCUUGACAAAAAAUAGCUGGCUUAAUAAAUGGUAGCAUUUCUCCCAG
Molecule: messenger RNA, 3021 nt
Organism: Columba livia (rock pigeon)
Lineage: Eukaryota; Metazoa; Chordata; Aves; Columbiformes; Columbidae
Gene: LURAP1
Product: leucine rich adaptor protein 1
Exons: 2
Coding region: 79-972 (297 amino acids)
Biological process (GO): positive regulation of cytokine production; positive regulation of canonical NF-kappaB signal transduction
Source: RefSeq, a predicted model, not a curated record